This is a messenger RNA of Centropristis striata (black sea bass), 1719 nucleotides long. It is a transcript of the gene adrm1, whose product is annotated as ADRM1 26S proteasome ubiquitin receptor. Gene Ontology annotation, molecular function: ubiquitin binding; proteasome binding; endopeptidase activator activity. Gene Ontology annotation, biological process: ubiquitin-dependent protein catabolic process. Gene Ontology annotation, cellular component: cytoplasm; proteasome regulatory particle, lid subcomplex; nucleus. NCBI's taxonomy places the organism in Eukaryota, Metazoa, Chordata, Actinopteri, Perciformes, Serranidae. Bases 163 to 1401 code for a protein of 412 amino acids. The record is from RefSeq and is a predicted model, not a curated record. The transcript is spliced from 10 exons.
AACAAACACAGUUUGGGCUUGUUUCCACAGUCCCGAUAGCUUGUUUCUCUCACCGGAUCUGGCAUCCCAGUAUAUAACAGGAAGUCAGCUUUGCAAGCAGCGGACGACGGAACGAAGAAAAAGUUGUUGAUAAACUCCGCGAACAAAACUUCAGAGUUAAAGAUGUCGUCAGGCGCUCUGUUUCCAAGCUUGGUGAGCGGCUCGAGGGGAAGCUCCAGCAAGUACCUGGUGGAGUUUCGUGCUGGGAAAAUGACCUUGAAGGGUAACGUAGUGACACCGGACAAACGCAAGGGCACGGUGUACAUCCAGCAGUCUGACGACUCCCUGAUCCACUUCUGCUGGAAGGACAGGACAUCUGGAAACGUUGAUGAUGACUUAAUCAUCUUCCCUGAUGACUGUGAAUUCAAGAAGGUGAGCCAGUGCACCACCGGACGCGUCUUUGUGCUGAAGUUCAAGGCUGGAUCCAAGAGGCUGUUCUUCUGGAUGCAGGAGCCAAAGAGCGACAAGGAUGACGAGUACUGUCGUAAGGUGAACGAGUACCUGAACAACCCACCCAUCCCCGGAUCUGGAGGAAGCGGAGGCGGCAGUGGCCACGAACUCUCUGCUCUCGGAGGAGAAGGAGGCCUUCAGAACCUGCUGGGAAACAUGAGCCACAACCAGCUGAUGCAGCUGAUCGGACCAACUGGACUGGGAGGACUGGGAGGUCUGGGAGCUCUAGCAGGACCUGGACUUGCCAACUUGCUGGGCAGCGGAGGACCAGCCACCAGCAGCUCCUCCUCCAGCUCACGUAGCCAGUCAGCAGCUGCCACUCCUUCAUCAGGCGGGGCUCCCAGACUGAGCUCCUCUCAGGCCCCCACCACCCCUGUGACUCCUGCUGCCUCCACUGUGUCCCCGACUACUGUCACCACCUCCACACCAGCUGCAGCUCAGACCCCGCUGGCCCCGGCCUCUGUUGGAAGCCCCGCCUCCCACCAGCCCAUCCAGCUCAGUGACCUUCAGAGCAUCCUCGCCACCAUGAACGUCCCCGCGGCGGCAGCUGCUCAGGGAGCAGCAGUGGACCUGGCGAGCGUUUGCACCCCAGAGAUGAUGGCUCCCAUCCUGACCAACGCUGAAGUCCAGCAGAGGCUCCUGCCCUUCCUACCCAGUGGAGAAAGUUUACCUCAGAGCGCUGAGGAGAUCCAGAACACGAUCAACUCACCUCAGUUCCAGCAGUCCAUGAGUAUGUUCAGCAGUGCCUUGGCCUCCGGGCAGCUCGGACCCCUCAUGAGUCAGUUCGGUCUGCCGGCAGAAGCUGUGGACGCUGCCAACCGAGGAGAUGUGGAGGCGUUUGCUCGAGCCAUGCAGAGCAGCAAAGACUCCAAAGAGAAGAAGGACGACGACGAGGACAUGAGUCUGGAUUAGAGCCUCAGUACAAUCUGUGAUUUCCUUUCCUUCUUCUGUACUUGAGUAUUUACCCUCCUCUCUCUCUAACGUUGUCUUCCAUAUUUCUAUACCAAAGGCAACACUCUGCUCCUCUCAGGGUGAACGACACAUGAAGCUCUGUUUCUGUUCAGCUUUUACUCUGAAAGGAGGCAGCUUAUAAAACAAAGAGGGGAUCGAGCCUUAAAAGUUUUCUUUCUGUUGCAGUUGAGGCUGUGGGAUCCUGACUCACAGUCGACACUCUCAGGCUUUUUUUCUGAUUCACUCUUUAAUAAAAAAAAUCAUAUUUGCAAACAAAAA